Molecule: messenger RNA, 2068 nt
Organism: Tachysurus fulvidraco (yellow catfish)
Lineage: Eukaryota; Metazoa; Chordata; Actinopteri; Siluriformes; Bagridae
Gene: stk35l
Product: serine/threonine kinase 35, like
Exons: 4
Coding region: 143-1375 (410 amino acids)
Biological process (GO): peptidyl-serine phosphorylation; autophagy; autophagosome organization
Cellular component (GO): cytoplasm; autophagosome
Molecular function (GO): protein serine/threonine kinase activity; ATP binding
Source: RefSeq, a predicted model, not a curated record
UCGUUUCCCCCUGUUGCUCGGAGAUAAUAGUACGAUCCGGACUCAUUUCAAUAGGAGUCGGUUCAGUGUAGUGACGUCACAACAUGGCCGCUGUAUACAGACUCGACACAACAGAACACCUUGUGCUGAAGGAGGAGAUGUGAUGGACAUUGGGGUCAGACAGAGAAGGCGGAUGACCAGGUCCUGUAGGGACUCAGUGAGCAACGGGAAUGUCCAAGCGGGAGAGGGACAGGGAGACAGAGACAGAGGAGACAGAGACCGAGGAGACAGAGACCGAGGAGACAGAGACCGAGGAGACAGAGACAGAGGAGACAGAGGAGACAGAGACAGAGACCCGUCACUGGAGCACAGUGUGUGCGCGCCGCGCUACAGCCUGGUGCAGGAGGUCGGCCGCGGCAGCUACGGGGUGGUUUACGAGGCGGUGGCGCGGAGCUCCGGCACUGUGGUGGCCGUCAAGAAGCUGCGUUGCGACGCGCCCGAGAACGUGGAACUGGCGCUGGCUGAGUUCUGGGCUCUGACCAGCCUGGAGAAGCGACAUGAGAACGUGGUCCAGCUGGAGGAGUGUGUGCUCCAGAGGAACGGCAUGGCGCAGAAGAUGAGUCACGGCAACAAGCGCUCCAGACAGUACCUGCGUCUGGUGGAGACGUCCCUCAAAGGAGAGCGUGUGCUGUGUGCUGAGCCGUGCUACCUGUGGUUUGUGAUGGAGUUCUGUGAAGGAGGUGAUCUGAGCCGCUUCAUCCUGUCCCGGCAGCCCGACCCACACACCAACACCAGGUUCAUGGAGCAGCUGAGCAGCGCCGUGUCCUUCCUGCACCAGAACAACAUCGUACACAGAGACCUGAAGCCGGACAACAUCCUGAUCUCGGAGCGCUCCGGAGCACCGGUGCUGAAGGUGGCAGACUUCGGGCUGAGUAAAGUGUGUGCAGGACUCGCGUCGGGCUCCGGGGGCCGUUCUGACGCAGAGGACAAAAACAAACUCGAAGUCAACGUCAAUAAGUUCUGGCUGUCGUCGGCAUGCGGGUCGGACUUCUACAUGGCGCCCGAGGUGUGGGAGGGUCACUACACGGCCAAGGCGGACAUCUUCGCCCUGGGCAUCAUCAUCUGGGCCAUGAUGGAGCGGAUCACCUUCAUCGACAGAGAGUCUAAGCGCGAGCAGCUCGGGACGUACGUACGCCAGGGCGCUGACAUCGUACCUGUAGGCGAGGCUCUGCUCGAGAACCCAAAGAUGGUUCUGAGUAUCCCACAGCGGCGCCGCUCGCACAUGUCCUCCGCACUCCGCAAACUCCUGAAGGACAUGCUUGCUGUCAACCCACAGGACCGCCCUGACGCUCAGGAGCUCCACGGCAGGAUCAGUCGCGUCAUCUGUGCUGGAUGAACAUCACACACACACACACACACACACACACACACGACAUCUUCAGGUUCCUGCACAGCUCCUCGUUCCUCUGCUCCCCCCAGAUUAGCCCACACGCCGCUCUGAGCUUUAGAGCUUUAGUCUGCUGGAUUUUACACCAGUUUCUGUGCCUUGUUUCUGUGUGUAGUCGAAUUCCCUCAGAUUUCAGAACACAUGGAUCUCAUCUACAGGACCAUCGCUUCUGGGACCCGGGGGAGGGGAACUCGAUCUGUUUCCAUGGUUACUUCACUUUACCUUCAGUGUUUAAUGUAGAAAACCAUUAAAGCUUUAGUCAUCUACUCGGACAGAUUGCUGCAGCGGCGCUUUAACUUUCUCACCUCCUCAUCUGUACAAACCGCUCGAGCUUCCAGAACCUUCAGCUUUCACACUAAGCCGAGUGUCUGACUUCGGCCGCCGCGUUGCAUCCUGGGACUUUGUGUCCUUCAGCAUGUCCUCUGUUUCUACACCAGAGAGAGUCUGAGAUUAUUGGAGCUGUUUUAUUACUAAACUGUGAAAAUGGAAUUCUAGCUUUUUGUAUUCAGAUUGUGUUCAUGCUUUAACCCGACACCUUUAACCUGUGUGUGUGUGUGUGUGUGUGUGUGUGUGUGUGUGUGUGUGCGUGACUGUGUGCGUGACUGUGUGCGUGACUGUGUGCGUGAGACUGUGUGCGUGAGA